Molecule: messenger RNA, 459 nt
Organism: Naegleria lovaniensis
Lineage: Eukaryota; Heterolobosea; Eutetramitea; Acrasida; Naegleriidae
Exons: 1
Coding region: 1-459 (152 amino acids)
Source: RefSeq, a predicted model, not a curated record
AUGACCCGAAAGCCAGCAGAAUUAGCUUCACGAACCAAUCUGUCCUAUGAUAAUCCCAAAAGAAAUUUCUGGAGGGAUGCUAGGCAUCACGUUCAUAGAAAUAUGAUUCCCUAUCUCAUUGCUUCCCCUUUUGUUGUAUGGCUUUUCUCAAAUUAUUGGAUCCGAGGCUCUGGAAAGAAUGAGAAGGUCAUUUCUGCUCCGAACAUUCUUACGUGGAAGAGAGAAUGUGAAAAAAUCGGACAAAAGAAAAUUGAUGCUCUCGGAAUUGAUUUAAAAUCCGAAUUGGAGAAGAAUACACCAGUGAGGGAAGAGGUAGUUUCAUUAUAUCCAAUUGUACAUGAACAGAAUUCAAAUGUAGCUUCAUAUAGCAUGAGCAAGGAAGAGCAAUUGAAGUUUUUCGAAGAGCUGUUCCCAGAUUUGGUUUCCAAAUUUAAAUCACAAAGAGGAAUUUUAAAUUAA